Quercus lobata is the source of this 696-nucleotide messenger RNA. RefSeq names its product protein PELOTA 1-like. The transcript is spliced from 4 exons. Bases 80 to 406 code for a protein of 108 amino acids. NCBI's taxonomy places the organism in Eukaryota, Viridiplantae, Streptophyta, Magnoliopsida, Fagales, Fagaceae. Gene Ontology annotation, biological process: nonfunctional rRNA decay; nuclear-transcribed mRNA catabolic process, no-go decay; ribosome disassembly. The record is from RefSeq and is a predicted model, not a curated record. Gene Ontology annotation, cellular component: cytoplasm.
AGCUCUUCCUCCUGAGUAGCUAGCUUGGUGUGGGUUAGACAGUGUGUUACUUUUAAUCUAAUACUUGUUUGGAGAUUCCAUGAAUCUAGAGCGCUCAUGUGCUUUGAUAAAGGGGCAAGAGAUCAAGAUGAGAUACAAUAUAAUAGAAACUUCAAUUCCUCGGAAACAUGGACCUGCUAUUGCUGGUUAUGAGUCGGCUUUCUUGAAGCAUGUUGAUUUUGAUGUUGUCCGCUGUGCUGUGAUUGUAAGUCCUGGUUUCACAAAGGAUCAGUUUCAUCGUCACUUAUUGUUGGAGGCAGAAAGAAGACAGCCGAGACCUAUUAUCGAGAACAAGUCACGGAUAGUUCUUGUGCAUACAACAUCAGGAUACAAGUAUGGUUGCUAUCUUUUUUGCUUCUGGUGCUAAAGUUUUUAGAAUAGUAAAGGAGAUAGUCUGUGAUAGUAACUAACAGUGAGAUAGAAUGGUUCUAAAGAUAGUAGGUAUGAAGAUCAACUCAAGCUAGUCACUGUUUUAGUACUAUUGGAUAAAUUGGAAUGACUUGUUGAGCUGUUUAUGUGGAUAGAAUAGAUAGGUACUAGUUUGCUUUUGCAAUCCUUAUCUUGAAAAAUCUUUGAAAAUAUCCUUAGUCCCAAAUUCAUAUUCCAUCAUCUAAGAUAACAGAACAGUCUCUGAUCAAAUAACUCAAGCUGACUUAU